Molecule: messenger RNA, 1032 nt
Organism: Macrosteles quadrilineatus (aster leafhopper)
Lineage: Eukaryota; Metazoa; Arthropoda; Insecta; Hemiptera; Cicadellidae
Product: piggyBac transposable element-derived protein 3-like
Exons: 1
Coding region: 1-1032 (343 amino acids)
Source: RefSeq, a predicted model, not a curated record
AUGACUCCUCCGGAAUAUUUGGCAGUGGAUGAGGCUGUUAUCCCAUUCAAAGGGCGUUCACGAGGGAAACAAUACCUAAAGAAGAAACCCAAAAAGUGGGGAUUUAAGGUUUGGGUAUUGGCUGCGUCCAAUGGAUAUGUAUCCAAAUUUGAAUUGUACCAAGGAAAAAGAGAUGAGGCUGGAACAGAUCUUGGUAUAAUAAGUGAUACGGUCCUAAGAAUGUGCUCAGGAAUUGGUGGCUUAAACCACAAACUUUUUCUUGAUAAUCUGUUUGUUAGCUAUAAGCUUCUAAAAAGACUGGUGGAAAAUGACAUCCAUGUUGUAGGAGUAGUAAGAUCUGACAGGCUUUAUGGAGCCAAUUCUGUCCUACCAGGGGCCAAAGAUUUUUCAAAAGAAGAAAGAGGACAGAUGAAUGUUGCUACUUCUGAAGACAAUAUUACCAUAUUACAGUGGAAAGACACAGGAGUGGUUUACGUAAGUUCAACGUAUGCAGGUAUCGAGCCCAAAGAUAAAGCAGAGAGGUGGGACAAAGUGGCUAAAAAAUACAUCAUGGUGGACAGACCCCACUGUGUGGCCAUAUACAAUCAAUUCAUGGGAGGAGUGGACCUCAGUGACAGGAUGGUUGCUCACUACCCUCAUGCUAUGAAAAGCAAACGAUUUUAUCUUCGGAUUUUCUUUUAUUUUCUCAACGUUGCUAUAGUUAAUGCAUGGAUUGUUCUAAAACUAAAAACGUCAUCUAACAUGUCAUUCUUGGAUUUUAAGGCAGCCAUAGCGAAUGCCUUGAUUAAGACCACUCUGAAAAAGAAAAGGGUUGGUCGACCACCCACUAAUACACCACCGUUAAAAAAAAGAUGUCGACCAGGUGUAAUAGGCGAUGUACGUUUCGAUGGUGAAGGGCACUAUCCUUCAAAGAGCGUUCCAGGGAGAUGCCGAGAGAAAAAUUGCAAGAGCCGAACAAGGUACAAGUGCAGUAAAUGUGAAGUUCCUGUGUGCCCUGAGUGUAUGGCGAACUUUCAUGACAGAAGCCUUUGA